Molecule: messenger RNA, 386 nt
Organism: Tinamus guttatus (white-throated tinamou)
Lineage: Eukaryota; Metazoa; Chordata; Aves; Tinamiformes; Tinamidae
Gene: GTF2H5
Product: general transcription factor IIH subunit 5
Biological process (GO): nucleotide-excision repair; transcription initiation at RNA polymerase II promoter; transcription by RNA polymerase II
Cellular component (GO): transcription factor TFIIH core complex; transcription factor TFIIH holo complex
Source: RefSeq, a predicted model, not a curated record
UGGUGUAACUCAAACCAGGGCUACUUGUUACCUCUGCUUUUUGGCCUUUGUAAGAGACUGAGAAGAUGGUGAACGUCCUCAAAGGUGUCCUAAUUGAAUGUGACCCAGCAAUGAAGCAGUUUCUGCUCUACUUGGAUGAGUCAAAUGCCUUGGGGAAGAAGUUCAUCAUACAAGACCUGGAUGAAACUCAUGUCUUUGUAUUAGCUGAGUUGGUUAACUUUCUCCAGGAGAGAGUGGGCGAGUUAAUGGACCAGAACUCCUUUCCUAUUACUCAGAAGUAAAGGCUAGAUAAAUUAGAUAAAUGUGUGUUUUGGAAUAGUGCAUUUCAAUAGAUUUGAUUGUUACUCUUCCAAUAGAUAUACUGUGGUUAGCAAAUUUUGUGUGAA